GUUGUUGACAAAUGUUGGAAAGAAAUUGCUGAAGAAAUGAAAGAGGAUGAAAAUAAACUGAGGAAAAAAUGGAAGUAUAUCAGGGAUCAAUUUUCCGUAGAAUUAGGAAAAUUUCCUCCUCCACGUUCAGGUGAUGCCGCAAAUGAUACUCCGACAUCCAAGUGGCCAUACUUCAAACUGCUCUUAUUUUUGAAAGAUACGGUAAUGCCUAGAAAGUUGAAAGGAAAUUUGCCACAAGUAAGUGGUCGUACUGAAAGCUUUGCAGAAAGUCAAACUGAAGCAGAAGAGUCGAUUCAGUCAUCGAUGGAAUUAGACGAGACCAGCUUUUGUUCCACUGAAGAUGUUGUACCUCCUCAACGAAAUGCUGGCGAUGAUAUCGUAGAAAAUACAAGGCAAGAAAAUAUUGAAACACCUUCGAGAACAAAAAGGAAUACUGAUGUAUCUUCGACACCACAAUUUUCAUCUAAAAAGAAACGAGGCCCAACAGAAAUAUUUAACGACUCAUUAUUAGAAAUUGAGAAACAAAAAGUAGCAUACCUAGAGUCAAAAUCUAAGCGAGCAAAUGAGAAAGAAGAUGAACACCUCUUGUUUUUUAAAAGUCUUCUGCCUCAUGUGAAAAAAAUUCCUGAGUCACGCGUAUUAGCUUUUCGAUGCCGGGUUCAAGAGCUAGUUGAACAAUUUUCAUACCCGCUAAAUAGGUUCGAAUCUGUUCCAUCUACGAUCCUUGGUCCUUCAACUUCCAACUCAUCUAUUUCCAAUCAAUCACUGAAUUACAUCGAUAGAAAUCGUUUCACUGCAGAAGAAGAAUGUACAAGUCUCAUUUUAUCAAACAUGGAACAACCUGAAACGGUUUCUGGUACUUCCGAAUGUCCCCCACCACUGUCCUUCUUUUUGAAAUAAAAAUUUAAUCAACCAU
Messenger RNA from Anthonomus grandis grandis, 916 nucleotides. RefSeq lists its product as uncharacterized. The coding region runs from base 37 to 900 and encodes 287 amino acids. The transcript is spliced from 2 exons. Gene Ontology annotation, biological process: regulation of transcription by RNA polymerase II. The record is from RefSeq and is a predicted model, not a curated record. Gene Ontology annotation, molecular function: DNA binding. Lineage: Eukaryota; Metazoa; Arthropoda; Insecta; Coleoptera; Curculionidae. Gene Ontology annotation, cellular component: nucleus; transcription regulator complex.